AUGCCCUCGCCCCUCCCGCGGCGCCCUCACCUGCCCGGCGACCUCUCGCCGUCGUCGGGGGACUCGCGGCCCUGCAGCAGCCCCUGCGAGCUCUUGGGGGGCAUCUUGCCGCGGGCCCCGCGCCUCCGGCGCCGGCUGGCCUGGUGCUCCAUCGACUGGGAGCAGGUGUGUCUACUACGGAGGCUGGGCGCGGGGGGCUUCGGCUCAGUGUACGAGGCCACGUACCACGGUGUGCGCGUAGCCGUCAAGCAGGUGAGCCGGUGCUCCAAGAACACGCGGGCGUCAAGGCGCAGCUUCUGGGCCGAGCUCAACGCGGCCCGGCUGCGCCAUGCUAACAUCGUGCGCGUACUGGCGGCCAGCACGCGCCCGCCACCGGGUUUCGACAGCCUGGGGACCGUCAUCAUGGAGUUCGGGGGCAACAUCACCUUGCACCAGGUCAUCUACGGCCCCACCGGCUGCCCCGGGGACGCUGGCGCGCAGCUGGGCUUGGAGAGGUGUCUAAAGUACUCCCUAGACGUGGUCAGCGGCCUGCUUUUCCUCCACGGGCAAAGCAUUGUGCACUUGGACCUCAAACCGGCCAACAUCCUCAUCAGUGAGCAGGAUGUCUGCAAGAUCGGGGACUUCGGCUGCUCCGUGAGGCUGGAAGACCUGCGGAGCCCGUGGACGCCUCACCACCUGGGCGGCACCUAUACUCACCGAGCCCCGGAGCUCCUCAAAGGAGAGCCUGUUACACCCAAGGCCGACAUCUAUUCCUUCGCCAUCACCCUUUGGCAGAUGAGCACGCGGGAGGCGCCCUUCUCGGGGGAGCGGCAGCACGUGCUCUAUGCCGUGGUGGCCUACCACCUCCGGCCCGCCCUCCGGGCACCCGUCUUCACCGACUCGGUCCCCAGGAAGACGCUGGCGGGCAUCGUCCAGCGUUGCUGGGCGGCCCUUGCUCCCGAGAGGCCGAGCGCAGAACUUCUCUUGGGGGACCUCCACGCUUUGAAAGAGGAGCUGGGAGGACUCGAGACUGGAUCCAAAUAAGCGUCUUUGUUUCUGAUCGUUUUUA
This is a messenger RNA of Capra hircus (goat), 1048 nucleotides long. It is a transcript of the gene MOS, whose product is annotated as v-mos Moloney murine sarcoma viral oncogene homolog. NCBI's taxonomy places the organism in Eukaryota, Metazoa, Chordata, Mammalia, Artiodactyla, Bovidae. The transcript has a single exon. The coding region runs from base 1 to 1023 and encodes 340 amino acids. Gene Ontology annotation, biological process: protein phosphorylation. Gene Ontology annotation, molecular function: protein kinase activity; ATP binding. The record is from RefSeq and is a predicted model, not a curated record.